Molecule: messenger RNA, 585 nt
Organism: Striga hermonthica
Lineage: Eukaryota; Viridiplantae; Streptophyta; Magnoliopsida; Lamiales; Orobanchaceae
Source: the annotation of a GenBank genome assembly
AUGAGUGCGAUUAACAUCACCAACGUCGCCGUGCUGGACAAUCCGGCGUCGUUUCUGUCCCCUUUUCAGUUCGAAAUCUCGUACGAAUGCGUGGCAUCUCUUAAAGACGAUUUGGAAUGGAAGCUCAUAUACGUGGGAUCUGCAGAGGAUGAGACUUACGAUCAACUCCUAGAAAGUGUCCUUGUUGGUCCUGUCAAUGUUGGAAAUUAUCGUUUUGUUUUGCAGGCGGACCCACCAGAUCCUUCCAAGAUUCGCGAGGAAGACAUCAUAGGUGUCACGGUGCUUUUAUUGACGUGCUCUUACUUGGGUCAAGAGUUUGUCCGGGUGGGCUAUUACGUGAAUAACGACUAUGAUGAUGAGCAGCUCAGAGAAGAACCUCCCCAGAAAGUCUUGAUCGAUAAAAUUCAGAGAAAUAUACUAUCUGACAAACCAAGAGUCACCAAAUUUCCCAUUAAUUUUCACCCUGAAAAUGAGACUGGAGAAGAAGCUUCUCAACCUAAGCAUCCUGUUGAAGCAGAUGGGUUUGAAGAACAAAAGCAGCCUUCACCAAAUCGUCCUUCAGAUAUUGAAGGCCCUAAAACAUGA